GUGUGUGACAUGUCCAGUUACGGAUAAACAUAAAAGUGUUUAAAAAAGCACAUUACUGAAAAUUGCCAAAGUUAACAGUGUUAUAAAGCGAAUGUUUACGUGUAGAGACUCGAAUCGGCACAUCUGUCACGCAAAACCCUUCAUUAGUGCAAAUGCGUACAAAGAAUCGUUCAAUAUCUGUUAGUUCAACACGUCACAAGUCAUGAUCCCUCUUUUCAAGGGUUUUAACUGAUUCAACCACCAGUAGAUUAAUGAUGCAAUCGAACUCUAAAACCAAAGAAAUGUUCAUCUUGCGAGCGCUGGAAAAGAUCCUCAAUGACAAGGAAAUCAAGAGGUCACACCAUUCGCAGCUGAAGCGGGCCUGCGAGGUGGCUCUUGAGGACAUCAAGAAGGAAGUGAAGGAUGAAACUCCAGACGGAGAGAAAGUUUCCGACGCUCUCCCGAUGCCAAAAAGUGGCGAAGUCAACGUCCUCACCACCGAAAAAUACUUCCUGCCUUUUGAACUUGCAUGCCAGAGCAGAUCGGCCCGGAUUGUCGUUACGGCCCUGGAUUGUUUGCAAAAACUGAUCGCCUACGGACACCUCACAGCCAACGUCCCGGACUCAACCACUCCCGGAAAGCUCCUGAUUGACCGAAUUGUCGAAACGAUCUGUGCCUGUUUUACGGGGCCCCAGACCGACGAGGGGGUGCAGUUGCAGAUAAUCAAGGCGCUGCUGACUGUCGUCACGAGCCAACAUGUGGAGGUCCAUGAAGGGACCGUUCUUUUGGCUGUUCGGACGUGUUACAAUAUUUUCCUAGCGAGUAAAAAUCUCAUCAAUCAGACCACAGCAAUUGCCACUUUGACACAAAUGCUUAAUGUUAUUUUUACUCGAAUGGAGAAUCAAGCACUCGAUGCUGAAGUACAAUCUGAAAUUCAAUUGAACAGUUCUUGUAAUGGGAUUGAUACGAAGUCGGUCAAGUCGUUGAAAAUUGAAGACAGUGUGGAGGGUAAGGAGGAAAUUGAUCCCGGGAGUGUGGAAGUGGUCAAUGAAAUUCUGGACGGGAUUAUCAGUGAUGUUAUCACGGAAGUGGAGCAUAAAAAAAUUGCGGAGCAGAUUAACGAAGGCAGUCUGUCGUCAAUCCAUAGAGUCCCCUCGCAAGAAAGCAUGGACACCCACAGCGAGAACGACUCCGCCGUGACCGCCAAAUUCACGCACGUCCUCCAGAAGGACGCUUUCCUGGUAUUCCGCGCCCUCUGCAAGCUCUCUAUGAAACCGCUCCCCGAAGGCACCCCCGACCCCAAAUCGCACGAACUCCGUUCAAAAAUCCUCUCCCUCCAACUCCUCCUUUCAAUCCUCCAAAACGCCGGUCCCGUAUUCCGCUCCAACGAAAUGUUCAUAACCGCCAUCAAGCAAUACCUCUGUGUUGCCCUUUCAAAAAACGGCGUCAGCUCCAUUCCCAAAGUAUUCGAACUGUCCUUGGCCAUCUUCCUCGCCUUGCUCUCCAACUUCAAAAUGCACCUCAAGAUGCAAAUCGAGGUCUUCUUCAAGGAGAUUUUCCUCAACAUUCUGGAAACCACCAACUCUUCGUUCGAGCACAAAUGGAUGGUCAUCCAAGCCCUGACCCGGAUCUGUGGCGAUGCCCAGUGUGUUGUGGAUAUCUAUGUCAACUACGACUGUGAUUUGGCCGCGGCCAACUUAUUCGAACGUCUAGUCAACGAUUUGUUCAAAGUCGCGCAAGGGCGGCAUUCGGUGGAAUUGGGGGCUUCCCCCAACCAAGAGCGCGCGAUGAAAAUGCUCGGCUUGGAGUGUCUUGUCUCGAUUUUGAAAUGCAUGGUUGAAUGGAGCAAGGAUUUGUACGUCAACCCCAAUCUCCAGUCAACUGUAGGGGAAGCCCCGAUUAAUAACAACGGAAGCGACAACGCCUCCCUAAAAUCACACGGCGGUUCCACCACAAGUCUGCAUUCAAGCGACUGUUCAAGUGGCGGUAAUAAGGAAAUCCUCGACUCGCCUGAACAACUCGAAGUCCUCAAACAACAAAAGGAAGUAUGGGAGACCGGAAUCGAGUUGUUCAACCGCAAGCCACGCAAAGGCGUCGCCUUCCUGCAAGAGCACGAACUUUUAGGCACAACCCACCAAGAAGUGGCCAAGUUUUUGCACAACGAAGACCGUCUAGACAAGACUUUCAUUGGCGAUUUUUUGGGCGACAAUGACGAUUUUUGCAAGGAAGUCAUGUACACGUAUGUCGAUCAAAUGGACUUCGGGAACAUGGAAUUUGUGGCUGCGCUUCGCUACUUUCUGGAAGGCUUCCGCUUGCCGGGCGAAGCCCAGAAAAUCGACCGUCUGAUGGAGAAGUUUGCCAGUCGCUACUGUGAGUGUAACCCCAAUAAUGGGCUUUUUGCAAGCGCUGACACCGCUUACGUGCUGGGCUUCUCCAUUAUUAUGCUAACAACUGACUUGCACUCCCCCCAAGUUAAGAACAAGAUGAGCAAGGAGGAAUAUAUCAAAAUCAAUCGGGGGAAUACCGACAGUAAGGACGUACCAGAGGAGUACUUGUCGCAGAUUUAUGACGAAAUCGCCGGGCAUGAAAUCAAAAUGAAAAAUACGGUCAAUAAGCCGGGGAAACACCAAAUCAAUAGUGAAAAACGCCGCAAGAUUUUGUUCAACAUGGAAAUGGAAGCGAUUGCCACGGCUGCCAAAAACCUGAUGGAGUCUGUCUCGCACGUGCAAGCCCCCUUCACACUGGCCAAACACUUGGACCACGUGCGCCCAAUGUUCAAGACUUCCUGGACGUCCUUUCUAGCCGCCUUCAGUGUGGGGUUGCAAGAUUGUGACGAUCCUGAAGUUGCAACUUUGUGUCUUGAUGGCAUCCGGUGUGCCAUCAGAGUGGCUUGUAUUUUCCACAUGUCACUAGAGCGUGACGCCUAUGUCCAGGCUUUGGCCCGCUUUACACUCUUGACCACAAACUCGCCAAUUAUGGACAUGAAGGCCAAAAACAUCGACACGAUUAAAACCCUAAUCAUGGUCGCACACACCGAUGGCAAUUAUCUCGGAUCGAGUUGGCUUGAUAUUUUGAAAUGUAUCUCGCAACUGGAGCUCGCCCAGUUGAUCGGCACCGGAGUUAGACCGGAGUUUCUCUCGCAUAAGCCGCCGGAUUCGACGUCGAAGGAGCACAUCGGACAGACGAGUUCGCAGAGUGUUGUCGUGGCCGUUGACCGGAUUUUCACCGGAUCGACGAGGCUUGAUGGCGACGCGAUCGUCGAUUUUGUGAAGGCGCUGUGUCAGGUGUCGUUGGAGGAGUUGGCCUAUGUGGGGCAUCCCCGGAUGUUUUCGUUGCAGAAAAUUGUGGAGAUUUCCUAUUAUAAUAUGGGGAGGAUCAGGUUGCAGUGGUCGAGGAUUUGGCAGGUUUUGGGGGAGCAUUUUAAUACAGUGGGCUGUAAUACCAACGAGGAGAUUUGUUUCUUUGCGGUGGAUAGUUUAAGACAGCUGUCCAUGAAGUUUAUUGAGAAGGGGGAGUUUCCGAAUUUUCGCUUCCAGAAGGAUUUUCUAAGGCCGUUUGAGCAUAUCAUGAAGAAGAAUGUGUCGCCGACGAUCAGGGAUAUGGUGGUUCGUUGUGUGGCCCAGAUGGUGAACUCCCAGGCCAGCAACAUAAAAUCCGGCUGGAAGAACAUCUUCUCGGUGUUCCACUUGGCCGCCAGCGACCAGGAGGAGUCAAUCGUCGAGCUCGCUUUCCAAACAACCGGCAAAAUCAUCACCGAACUCUACGACAAGCAGUUCGCCUCCAUGAUCGACUCGUUCCAAGACGCCGUCAAGUGCCUCUCCGAAUUCGCUUGCAACGCCCGUUUCCUGGACACCUCCAUGGAGGCGAUCCGCCUGGUGCGCUCCUGCGCCAACAGCGUCAGCUCCUGCGCCCACCUCUUCGCCGAGCACGCCGGCAUGGAGAACGACGUCACCGUCGCCGAGGAGGACCGCAUCUGGGUGCGGGGCUGGUUCCCGCUGCUCUUCUCCCUCUCGUGUGUGGUGAAUCGGUGCAAGUUGGACGUGCGGACGCGCGCUUUGACCGUUCUUUUCGAAAUAAUCAAAACCUACGGCGACACGUUCGCGAGUCACUGGUGGAAGGAUUUGUUUAAGAUUUUGUUCCGGAUUUUCGAUAAUAUGAAGCUGCCCGAACAGCAUACGGAGAAGGCCGAGUGGAUGACGACCACUUGUAAUCAUGCCUUGUACGCGAUUGUUGACGUUUUCACGCAGUAUUUUGACGUUUUGGGACCGCUGUUGUUAGAUGAGUUGUACUCGCAGUUGCAUUGGUGUGUGUUACAGGAUAAUGAACAGUUGGCCAAGUCGGGGACCAAUUGUUUGGAGAAUUUGGUUAAUUCAAAUGGACAUAAGUUUGAUGAGGUCACGUGGGACCGCACGUGCCGUUGCAUGCUGGACAUUUUCGACUCGACAGUCCCCACAGCCCUCUUGACCUGGAAGCCCGAAUGGAUGAAGACAACAGCCGUAAUCGAACAAAACGGCGAUGUUAAAGGCAUUCUUAAAAAACCACCAACCUACGACCGAACCAAUUCGGACGCCACUCUGUUCAAUAAACUGGCAAUCAAGAGUGCGGUCCAGCUGGAACUGAUUCAAACCAUUGACAACAUCGUCUUCUAUCCAGCAACUUCACGGAAAGAAGACGCCGAAACUUUGGCACUAGCUGCAGCCGACAUGGCCGGAAACGGUUCCUUGACCGAGUGCCAAAGGGAGGAACAGGGGAUGUACCGAGUUUUGACAUCACCGCAUCUUUUACAGUUGACUGAUUGUCUCCUCCAGUCGCACAGAUUUGCCAAAGCGUUUAAUCUCGACCACGAGCAGAGGAAUUUGCUGUGGAAGGCGGGGUAUCGAGGUUCGACUAAACCGAAUUUGAUGAAACAGGAAACGCAUAGUUUGGCUUGUUCGUUAAGGAUUCUGUUCAAAAUGUAUUGUGAUGAGAGUCGAAGGCAGCACUGGUCGUUGAUUGAGACGAAAUUGAUUGGAGUGUGUCAGGAGGCGUUGGAUUAUUUUUUGAAGUUGCAAAGUGAGGCACAUAGGGAGGAGUGGACCAUGUUGUUGUUGUUGGUGUUGACGAGACUGCUUAAAAUGCCAGACGAUAGGUUCGCCGUGCACGUGUCGAGAUAUUACCCCCUUCUGUGCGAAAUCGUCUGUUUCGAUCUCAAAGCCGAGCUCAGGUCCAUCCUGCGACGAGUUUUCCUGAGGAUAGGACCGGUGUUUCACAUCACGACGGCACAGUGACUAAAGUGAUUUUACCAUUUAACCUGAAUUUUUUAUCAAUGUUACAAGUUUAUUAUUUAUUUAAAAAUCCUAAACUUUAAGUAACCGUUUUGUGUGUAUUUUUAUCAUUCUCUCAACUUAAUCGCUUACUAGGAACACCUCUGAACGAACAGUGAGACUCAGCUUACGUCGUAGAAAUGAUCAUUCCUUGCAUGAAGUGAUUUUUAGGAGCCAAUAAAUACUACAAAAGUAUAAGUUACGUGCCUUCAAUCAAAUUAUUUAUGUAUGAUAAUUGUAAUUAGUCAUUCGGUAUGUGGUUAUGUUAAUGUGUACUAUCAUCUGUUAUAAAUAGCAAACUCGUGUAAAUAAUCAUGAAAUACUACUUUAUUUAGUCAUAUUCGCUACUGUUAUACAAUAAUAAAAGUAAAUAUAUCAUUA
Tribolium castaneum (red flour beetle) is the source of this 5663-nucleotide messenger RNA. RefSeq names its product Secretory 71 (gene Sec71). The record is from RefSeq and is a predicted model, not a curated record. The transcript has 7 exons. NCBI's taxonomy places the organism in Eukaryota, Metazoa, Arthropoda, Insecta, Coleoptera, Tenebrionidae. Gene Ontology annotation, molecular function: guanyl-nucleotide exchange factor activity. Gene Ontology annotation, biological process: regulation of ARF protein signal transduction. Bases 252 to 5246 code for a protein of 1664 amino acids.